UAUAUUCUUUCAGCGAUGGAACGCACAAUGGAAAACCUUGGCAACCUUCACGGCGUCUCCCACUCACAGGCGGGGGACCUGAUGAGCUCCUCACACGCUCGGCAGUCCUCCGCCCCUUCACACCGGAACCUAGUUUCUCACGCGCACGGCCGGUCGGCGAUGGUGUCCAGCAUGGCCUCGAUCCUGGAUGGUACCGGGGACUACCGGACAGACCCCUCGGCGCUCUCCGGCCACCUCCACCCGGCCAUGAGCAUGUGCGAGUCCGGGAUGAGCCUGAGCAACACAUACACCACCCUGACACCUCUCCAGCACCUACCUCCCAUAUCCACCGUCUCCGACAAGUUCCACCACCCACACUCCCACCACCACGCAGCCGCCCAACAGCGACUCUCCGCGGGGAACGUCAGCGGGAGCUUCACGUUGAUGAGGGAUGACCACCGGGGGCUGGCGUCUAUGGGCAACCUAUACUGCCACUACCCCAAAGAUAUGUCCGGCAUGGGCCAUGGGUCUCUCUCCCCGCUGUCCAACGGCCUCGGCUCUUUGCACAACUCCCAGCAGACCCUCUCAACCUACGGUCCAAGUGCUCACCUCUCCAACGAUUCCAAGAUGCUGUCCCCCAUGACAGGCUUUGAGUCCCACGCCGCGAUGCUGUCUCGGAGCGAGGAGCACCUUGCCAGGAGUUUAGGUGGCCAUGGGCACGGCAUGAUCUCCAACCUCAACGGGAUGCACCAUCCGCACAGCCACCUCCACUCUCAGGCCAAUGGGGAAGCGAUGCUGGCCGAGCGGGAGAGGCACGGCGCUGUGGCUGGCCAGGGAGGAGGGUCGGGCGGGCAGGCGGAGGAGAUCAACACUAAGGAGGUGGCUCAGCGGAUAACGGCAGAGCUGAAGCGCUACUCCAUCCCCCAGGCGAUUUUCGCACAGAGGAUCCUAUGUCGGUCCCAAGGAACCCUCUCGGAUCUUCUGCGGAACCCCAAGCCAUGGAGUAAACUCAAGUCCGGCAGGGAGACGUUCAGGAGGAUGUGGAAGUGGCUCCAGGAGCCCGAGUUUCAGCGGAUGUCUGCCCUUCGGUUGGCGGCCUGUAAGCGGAAGGAGCAGGACCAGGGUCGUGAAAGAAACCUGGUUCCCAAGAAACAGCGGCUGGUGUUCACCGACCUGCAGCGCCGCACGCUGGCGGCCAUCUUCAGGGAGAACCGCCGGCCCUCCAAGGAGAUGCAGAUCACCAUCAGCCAGCAGCUGGGCCUGGAGCUCUCCACCGUCUCCAACUUUUUCAUGAAUGCACGGCGACGCUGCCACGACCGCUGGGGGUCCACCGGAGGCACUGAGGGGAACGAGCAUAGGGAUGUGCAUGGGAACGUGCAUGGGCACGGUCACAUGCACGCUCAUGGGAACAACAACAACGCCAGUACAUCCACGGCGCAACCGGGUACCUCCUCUGCUACCACCUUCUCCAAGGAAUGAGAGAGAAGGGAAGGGGGUGGGAGAGGAUGAAGGGUGAUUGGAUCUUAAGCAGUGGUCUCCGACCCUGGUGUGCAGGCUUUUGUUCCAGCCCAGCACUAACACAGCUGAUUCAACUCCUGGUCUUGAUGAAUAGUUGAUGAGUUGAAUCAGGUGUCUAUGACCGUUGGUCUGAAGGUGUUCUCUUUUUGUGCGGAAUCUCACCCUUUACUCCAUUUUGUUUUUUCCAUCAGAAACCAAAGAGAAACCAUUAUCCUCAGACCCUUUAGUUUGAGCAAAUCUGUCUGUAACCCCCCCCAAAAAAUAAAUAAAAAUAGAUCAGGAGAAAUUCUGAGGGUCGAUUCAUCAUGAGCCUAAAAUAGCUAAGUUUAGUUAGUCCCCCAGAGUAGCUUUGUCUCCCUUUUGGGAUUGAUACAUCCACAAGCUCAAGUCUUUGACUAAUGGGCCAAGCAAAUACACCAAAGACAACCCCAUGGCAAUAGACCUAACUGCACAACACCAGUGGCCAUGUGUGUGAAACAGGCAAGGAUAAACAGUCAGACAUGUCCUCUCUUCUUCUGCUCAGUCAGAAAAACACACAUUUCACUAUGUGUUUGUGUGUAUGCUAUGUACUUGCAUGUGUGCUUGUGUGUGUGUGUGUGCAAUGUUGGUAAUGUGUUUGUACAAUCACACUCCAGGGGUGUGAUUUCUCUGCAGCAAUCUGGUGUCUGCUAUGCAAGUACAACAGUGUCACCUGCUGGUCGUUUCAGCACACUGUUGAGAGUGAGGAGGUUAUCUGACACCAUGCACACAUCUCAAUAGUCUAACUGUCUCCUUUCCUUCAUCUGCACUGAUAUAAAAGACCUAGAGAGGUGAAAGCCAAACACCAGGAGAACAAUCAUUACACUGCUUUCACCUAUUUUGCACUUUCAGGUCAGCGCGGAUGAAGAAGAGGUGACGUGGGGAGACAGACACUUUAGACUAUUUAGAUUCAUCCCAUUAUGUCAGGAAGCCUACUUGAGGUUGCAGAGUGGAAUAAGUAGGUUAUACUUACACACACACACACACACACACACACACACACACACACACACACACA
This is a messenger RNA of Coregonus clupeaformis (lake whitefish), 2533 nucleotides long. Its product is annotated as hepatocyte nuclear factor 6-like. NCBI's taxonomy places the organism in Eukaryota, Metazoa, Chordata, Actinopteri, Salmoniformes, Salmonidae. Gene Ontology annotation, biological process: regulation of transcription by RNA polymerase II. The transcript has 2 exons. Gene Ontology annotation, cellular component: nucleus. Gene Ontology annotation, molecular function: RNA polymerase II cis-regulatory region sequence-specific DNA binding; DNA-binding transcription factor activity, RNA polymerase II-specific. Bases 16 to 1458 code for a protein of 480 amino acids. The record is from RefSeq and is a predicted model, not a curated record.